This is a messenger RNA of Ceratitis capitata (Mediterranean fruit fly), 1243 nucleotides long. Its product is annotated as carbonic anhydrase 2-like. Gene Ontology annotation, cellular component: cytoplasm. The record is from RefSeq and is a predicted model, not a curated record. Gene Ontology annotation, molecular function: zinc ion binding; carbonate dehydratase activity. Lineage: Eukaryota; Metazoa; Arthropoda; Insecta; Diptera; Tephritidae. The transcript has 7 exons. Bases 265 to 1134 code for a protein of 289 amino acids.
UACGACCUCACUCGGUUUUGCUUUUGCUGUUUUUUUGUUGGCUAUAAAUUGAUUGCAGACUCCACAUCAGCGCUUUAGUUCAAUCGCAGUAAUAACCGAUAUCUGCAACGGUGGCAUGAUCGCAUUUUAGCCGAAUUUAGUUUAUCUUCGAAAUUAGUUUGCGUUUAAAACUAAAAUAAAAACCACUGAGUUGGAUUUUAAAACGCAAAUCUUAAAGUGACGCUUAAUUUUUGAUUUCAAAAAUUAGUUUUUGAAGAAGAAAAAAUGGUUCUAAAGAAGCCGUUAUUCUUUCUGCUGCAUUUAUUGGCCGCACGUCAAAUCGCAGAUCAGAGUGCCCCAGAGUGGGAUUAUCGUGAUACGAAUAGAUGGAUUGCGGAUUACCCGACUUGUGGCGGUGCACAACAGUCGCCGAUAAAUUUGGAUCAUUAUAACUCGGUAGGUUCGCUAAAACCAGCUCUAAAAUUCAGAAACUAUGCACAACCUUUGGCUGGCAGACUCACGCUCGUCAAUAACGGUCAUACUGCUGAUAUCAUGCUACCGGAAACUAUACGUGGACCGCGGCCGACCAUUACGGGUGGUCUAUUGAAUGGCAUCUACGAAGCACAAUCGGUGCACUUUCAUUGGGGCUCACCAGGUGGCGGUAGAGGCUCAGAGCAUACUGUCAAUGGCUACCGUUAUGAUGUUGAAGUGCACAUUGUGCAUAAGAAUAUGAUAUACGGCAAUGUACAGGAAGCCAUGCAGCGUCCAGACGGUUUGGCAGUUUUAGCCAUUAUGAUCAACAUCGCAGAUUUUCCACAAUCCUUCUAUCCGGGUCUGAAUAGGGUUUUUAAUACACUGCCGCGGGUAAGAGCAGCCGAGACGAAUGCAACGAUAAAUAGUCAACUUAGUUUGAACCAUUUCUUGGGUGACGUCGACACUAGAAACUUCUUUGCUUAUCGAGGUUCCCUCACGACACCACCCUGUUCCGAAGCAGUCACCUGGCAUGUCUUCCCAAGACCACUUUUGGUUUCACGUGAUUUGAUUGCAAACUUCUUCGAGCUCCGACAGAAAAACGGCGCGUCUCUAUGGAAUAAUUUCCGACCGCUGCAGGCGUUGAAUAGGCGCGUUGUUUACCGACGUAAGGGCGGUAACUAGAGCAGAGAAAUUUUGUUCGAUUGACAUCAGCACGACAAUGGCAUCCAUUGUUAAAAAUCAGCGCCACCUAUAAUUUAUUUAAUUUAAUUUAAAUAUUUAAUUUAGCAUA